This is a messenger RNA of Desarmillaria tabescens, 504 nucleotides long. Its product is annotated as Rhodanese-like protein. The transcript is spliced from 3 exons. Gene Ontology annotation, molecular function: thiosulfate-cyanide sulfurtransferase activity. Gene Ontology annotation, cellular component: mitochondrion. The coding region runs from base 1 to 504 and encodes 167 amino acids. The record is from RefSeq and is a predicted model, not a curated record. NCBI's taxonomy places the organism in Eukaryota, Fungi, Basidiomycota, Agaricomycetes, Agaricales, Physalacriaceae.
AUGGCCACUCGCUAUUCCCCUCGUCUCUUCCCAAUAUUUCGUCCAGUUUUGCUUCGUGCUCGAUUCGAAUCGACGGUGUCCCCGCCCAAACCUGAUGACAAGGCUGCCUGGAAAGCUGCAAGGGAGCAUGCCGACAAUUUAAUCAGAGACUGGGAUGCCAAGGUCAUAACUUAUGACGAGUUGAAGCCCAAAACGGAGAGCCCAAGUCCUGAUGCCUACCUCAUUGACGUCCGUGAACCAGAUGAGGUUGCGCAGGGCAUGAUCCCCUCUGCCGUCAACAUACCGCUGACGGUACUGGGAGAUGCUCUGCAUAUGUCUCCGGAAGAAUUUUCAACAAAGUUCGGUUUCAAGAAGCCUGGCAUACGGCAAGAAGUUACCUUUUACUGUCGGAGUGGGAAGCGGAGUACCUCAGCUAGUGAUGUCGCGAAACGAAACGGAUAUACCAAUAUCCUCAACUUCAAAGGGUCGUGGCUCGAUUGGGUAGAAAGAGAAACAAAGAAAUAG